Acomys russatus (golden spiny mouse) is the source of this 2223-nucleotide messenger RNA. RefSeq names its product kelch repeat and BTB domain containing 12 (gene Kbtbd12). The record is from RefSeq and is a predicted model, not a curated record. The coding region runs from base 250 to 2133 and encodes 627 amino acids. The transcript has 6 exons. NCBI's taxonomy places the organism in Eukaryota, Metazoa, Chordata, Mammalia, Rodentia, Muridae. Gene Ontology annotation, molecular function: protein binding.
AUUUAUAGCGCUUGUCCGCACCGGCCCAUUUCGGGUAGUGUGGUCAUCAGGCUCGCCCGGCCGCGCCCUCGCGACCCCGUGGCGUGUGCAGUCACCGCGCCAUCGCGGCGGAGCGAGCGGGGCCAGGGCAGCAGCAAGAAUAUUUCGUGGGAUCUCUGUUGAUUUGUGAGUAAUCAGAAAUGCAAAGAGCCCCUCAGGGAUCCAGCUAAACGCAAAGAGACCUCACUUACAAAUUUCCAGGAGUGCAUCAUGGAGUGCAAGACUGAGGGAAAGGGGAAACACCAUCAUAGCUUGAACUUACUAGAUAAAAUUAAGAAUAUGAAAGAGUUAGAGGAAAUGAUUGAUGUAGUUCUCAUAGCAGAAGGGGAGACGUUUCCAUGCCACAGACUUGUCCUCGCUGCGUUUAGUCCUUAUUUCAAGGCUAUGUUCACGUGUGGACUGCUGGAGUGCACUCAGAGGGAGGUCAGUCUCUAUGACAUCACAGCAGAAAGUGUGUCAGUGAUACUAAAUUACAUGUACAGUGCAGUUCUGGAGAUCAAUAACGCCAACGUACAAACCGUAGCAAUGGCUGCCUAUUUUAUGCAGAUGGAAGAAGUCUUUAGUGUGUGCCAAAAAUAUAUGAUGGACCACAUGGAUGCCUCCAACUGCAUAGGAAUUUAUUAUUUUGCAAAACAAAUCGGGGCAGAAGAUUUAUCUGAUCAGUCAAAGAAGUAUUUAUAUCAGCACUUCGCUGAGGUAAGCCUACAUGGAGAAAUACUAGACAUCGAAGCUCACCAGCUCCUGGCACUAAUUAAGUCUGAUGAUCUGAAUAUCUCCAGAGAAGAAAGCAUUCUGGACUUGGUUCUGAGAUGGGUAAAUCACAACCAGGCAUUGCGCACAGGGCAUCUCGUUGAGCUUCUGAAGCAAGUCAGACUGGAACUUAUAAAUGCUUCCUUUCUAAGACAGGCCCUAAGAAGGAACACGAUGCUCCUUUGUGAUGGCAGUUGCAUUGACCUAAUCCAGAAUGCAUUCAAAGCCAUCAAGACACCCCAGCAGCACUCCUCUAAUCUUCGCUAUGGCAUGGAGACCACCAGCCUUCUGCUUUGCAUUGGAAACAAUUCUUCUGGAAUCAGAUCACGGCACAGGAGCUACGGGGAUGCAAGCUUUUGUUAUGACCCUGUGUCACACAAGACCUACUUUAUCUCCUCACCCAAGUAUGGGGAGGGUUUGGGAACAGUGUGCACUGGUGUAGUCAUGGAGAACAAUACUGUAAUUGUGGCUGGAGAAGCAACUGCCACUAGGCUUUCUAGACAAAAGAGCAAGAAUAUUGAAAUCUAUAGGUAUCACGAGAGAGGAAACCAGUUUUGGGAAAAGUUAUGCACAGCUGAAUUUCGAGAGCUCUAUGCACUGGGCACCAUCCAUAAUGACCUCUACGUCAUAGGAGGACAGAUGAAAAUUAAAAACCAGUACCUCAUUACAAACUGUGUUGAUAAGUACUCCGUAGAUCAAGACACGUGGAAGCGAGUGUGUCCCCUUCCACUGCAGUUGGCUUGUCAUGCUGUGGUCACAGUGAACGACAAACUGUAUGUCAUUGGAGGCUGGACUCCUCAGAUGGAUCUUCCUGAUGAAGAGCCUGAUCGAUUAAGCAACAAACUGUUGCAGUAUGACCCCAGCCAAGAUCAGUGGAGAGAGCGGGCGCCCAUGCAGCACUCUAGGUACCGAUUCAGCGCGGCCGUCGUCAACAGCGAGAUCUAUGUCCUGGGUGGAAUUGGCUGUGUGGGCCGAGACAAGGGACAAGUUCGGAAAUGCCUGGAUGUGGUGGAGAUCUACAACCCCGAUGGGGACUUCUGGCGGGAAGGCCCACCUAUGCCAAGUCCCCUCCUCUCCCUGCGAACCAAUUCCACCAGUGCAGGUGCCAUAGACGGAAAGCUGUACGUCUGUGGGGGAUUCCACGGAGCAGAUCGCCAUGAGGUUAUCUCCAAAGAGAUUCUGGAGUUGGACCCUUGGGAGAACCAGUGGAAUGUUGUCGCCGUCAACGUCCUUAUGCAUGACAGCUAUGAUGUCUGCCUGGUAGCUAGGAUGAACCCCCGAGACCUCAUCCCACCACCCUCAGAUCUGACCGAGGAAGAUGGUGACCACAGAGGGCCAAGAUGAGGGCCUCACAGCUGGAGGAGCGACAGCUAGAGGAGCCAUGGCCUGGCAGCCAGGCCUCGGAGCGCAAAACCUGGCACACCGCGUGGCACU